UCCACAAAGCUGCUUCAUUUCCAGUCCUCCUCCCACUAUUAUAAGUUGAUGUUCAUCUAAUUCACUUCUCUUACAUCCCCUCUCUUCAUUUCUUCCGCCGCCGCCGCCGUCAAUGGCUUUAUAUCUUCUGUACGAGUCCGCUUCUGGCUAUGCUCUCUUUCAGGCGCAAGGCCUUGACGAAAUCGGCCAAAACACCGAGGCUGUUCGAAAAUCUGUAGAUGAUAUCAACAGGUUCGGAAAGGUUGUACAGCUUGAAGCUUUUACCCCUUUCGAGUCUGCCCUCGAUGCUCUUAACCAAUGCAAUGCUGUUUCUGAAGGUCAAAUGACUGAUGAGUUGAGGAAUUUUCUGGAGCUUAAUCUUCCUAAGGUCAAGGAUAGCAAGAAGGCUAAGUUCAGCCUUGGAGUUUCAGAGUCAAAGAUUGGUGCACAUAUUCUUGAGGUCACUAAGAUUCCUUGCCAAUCCAAUGAAUUUGUUGGUGAGCUCAUUCGCGGUGUGCGACAACAUUUUGAUAAAUUUGUCAAGAACCUGAAGGAAGGUGAUUUGGAGAAAGCCCAGCUUGGUCUAGGGCACAGUUACAGCAGAGCAAAAGUGAAGUUUAAUGUUAACCGUGUGGACAACAUGGUUAUUCAGGCUAUUUUUCUUCUUGAUACUCUAGACAAGGAUGUCAAUUCAUUCUCCAUGAGAAUCAGAGAAUGGUACUCAUGGCAUUUCCCAGAAUUGGUGAAGAUUGUAAAUGACAACUAUCUUUAUGCCAAAGUUGCAAAGUUCAUUGAGGAUAAGUCACAGUUAUCUGAAGAUAAAAUACCUGAGUUAACUGAGAUUGUUGGGGAAGAAGAUAAAGCUAAAGAUAUUGUAGAAGCUGCCAAAGCAUCCAUGGGUCAGGAUUUGUCACCAAUUGACCUGAUUAAUGUCAAACAAUUUGCACAAAGGGUGAUGGACCUUUCUGAAUACAGGAAGAAGCUUUACGAGUAUCUUGUCACUAAGAUGAAUGAUAUUGCACCCAAUUUGGCUACAUUGAUUGGUGAAGUGGUAGGAGCUCGCUUGAUUUCUCAUGCUGGUAGUCUUACAAAUUUGGCAAAGUGCCCUUCUUCUACCCUUCAGAUCCUUGGAGCAGAGAAAGCUCUUUUCAGAGCCUUGAAAACAAAAGGUAACACCCCGAAAUAUGGUCUUAUAUUCCAUUCAUCUUUCAUUGGACGGGCAUCUACUCGCAACAAGGGACGGAUGGCUCGAUAUCUGGCUAACAAAUGCUCCAUCGCAUCCCGCAUUGAUUGCUUCUUGGAGAAUAGCACCACAGCUUAUGGUGAGAAACUCCGUGAACAAGUGGAGGAGCGACUUGACUUCUAUGAUAAGGGUGUUGCACCCCGUAAAAACAUUGACAUGAUGAAAUCUGCAAUGGAAAUCACCCUCGGUAGCAAAGACACUGAUAUGGAUGUAGACACUGAAACCCCAGCAAAGAAAAGUAGUAAGAAGAAGAAGUCUAAAGAUUCAGAAAACGGUGAAGCUGCUGUGGAGGAUAAGCCAACCGAAGAUGUGAAUGGUGGUGUUAAGAGCGAAAAGAAGAAAAAGGAGAAGCGAAAGUCUGAGAAGGUGGAGAAUGAUGUUAGCGAGGCUGAAGAUGAGUCAGCCAAGAAGAAGAAGAAAAAGAAGAGCAAGGUUGAAGAUGGAGAAGUUACUCCUGCUCUUGUUAGUGAAGGAAAGAAGAAGAAGAAGAAAUGAGUAGUAAGAUGUUGAGACUUUUAUUAGUCUUUACAUAUUUUGAUAUGCUCUACUCUACUACUGCUUUCUUGUCUUAUGAAUGUUACUGCAAAAAAGACUUGUUUUUUAUUGUACCCGAUCUUGGUUUGAUUUCAACUUUCAAGUUAGUAGUAUAUCUUUUUUUGUGGAAAACAUAUUUAAUUAUUAGUUGAGAAAUUUAGUAAUUUUGAAGCUUGUAUCAAGCAUGCUUAAAGGGUAUGUGUAAUUUUGUUUGGUAACUGGUUUAGGGUUCUUUGUUAUUUGAUUAUAAAUCAUCAAAUUUGUUGUUGCA
Molecule: messenger RNA, 2027 nt
Organism: Impatiens glandulifera
Lineage: Eukaryota; Viridiplantae; Streptophyta; Magnoliopsida; Ericales; Balsaminaceae
Product: nucleolar protein 56-like
Exons: 8
Coding region: 113-1717 (534 amino acids)
Cellular component (GO): small-subunit processome; box C/D methylation guide snoRNP complex
Molecular function (GO): snoRNA binding
Source: RefSeq, a predicted model, not a curated record